Messenger RNA from Acanthopagrus latus (yellowfin seabream), 3659 nucleotides. RefSeq names its product progestin and adipoQ receptor family member 3-like. The record is from RefSeq and is a predicted model, not a curated record. The transcript has 7 exons. Lineage: Eukaryota; Metazoa; Chordata; Actinopteri; Spariformes; Sparidae. Gene Ontology annotation, molecular function: signaling receptor activity. Gene Ontology annotation, cellular component: membrane. Bases 232 to 1179 code for a protein of 315 amino acids.
UGGCAGCAACGUACGGCGGCGUCGUUUAGUGUAAACACCAGAAAGAAGAAGACUUGCUGUAUUUAGCAGCGGAGUGUCUUUUAACAAAAAUGUGAUCAUCUUUUACCGCAAUGCCAGCCUCAUAGCCAUCCGGAUAUGGAUGAAUUAUCUGAGCCAGGACAUCGACAGUCGGACCGCGACUAACGCCUUAACCUCCCCAGCUUGCCUUGCGCCAGAGGAGCAGAGGACAGGAUGCUGCUGAAGAUGCCUCAGAAGCUGCUGAAGACUGCCCACUACAUCGAGUUGGGCAGCUACCAGCACUGGCCCGUGCUAAUACCCCAGAGAAUAAGACUGUACACCUACGAGCAAAUCCCCCUCUUCCUCAAAGAAAACCCAUACAUCACGGACGGCUACCGGGCUCACCUGCCCUCCAAACUCUGCCUGAGGAGUAUUUUUAUGCUGUCUAAUGAGACGGUGAACAUCUGGAGCCACCUUCUGGGUUUCCUGCUCUUCUUCUUGUUGGCGGUCAAUGACCUCUCCUCAGUCCUGCCAGCCUCUGGAGCUAACAGAGAGGACUAUGUCAUAUACACUAUAGGACUGUUCUGCUUCCAGGUGUGCAUGUUGUGUUCUGUGGGGUAUCACCUGUUCUCGUGCCACCGAUCAGAGAAGACUUGCCGUCGCUGGCUGUCGUUGGACUAUGCAGGCAUCUCUGUCGGCAUCCUGGGCUGUUAUGUACCUGGGCUCUUCUAUGCUUUCUACUGUAAUGCUUUUUGGCGACAGGUCUACCUGCUGACAGUCCUGUCCCUGAUCCUGGCCGUCUUCUGUGCUCAAGUGCACCCUCGUUACCUCAGCAACGACUGGCGGCGGAUACGGGUGACGAUCUUCUGCUGUGUGGCUGGAAUCAGCGUGAUCCCUGCGUGUCACUGGGUCUGGCUCAACGGAGGGUUCGGUACUGAUGUCGUACAGCUGUUCCUGCCUCGUGUGAUAGUGAUGUACCUGAUUGCUGGAUCUGCCUUCCUGUUCUACGUCACCAAGAUCCCUGAACGCUAUUUCCCUGGCCAGCUAAACUACCUGGGCGCCAGCCACCAGGUGUGGCACGUACUGGUGGUGGUGAUGUUUUACUGGUGGCAUCAGACAGCCGUGCACAUCAUGCACUUCAGACACAGCCAGUCCUGCCCCACCCGGAACAGCAGCAGCUAAGUUAAACUGAUCAGAUAUUGCGAUGGGAAGGCCAUCAGAUGCAGGCUAAUUGUUAGUAGGUAUCAGUUAAACUCAUUGUGUUAUUAUUCAAGGAUUUCUUACCAGUUAGCUGCUGAUUAGAAGUUGCUACUAACUGUAACUAACUACCAGCAGCUCGAGACUAUUAUCUCCUAAGGUCAGAAACCAAGAGUCUGACAGUAGCUUCCACUGAGCCGUUGGUUACUGUCGGACUGUUCGAAAACCAGUAUCGUGUCCAAGUCUACUGAAGAUGCCAGCUAAGAGGUUUCAAGAGCUACACUAAAUCUUAAAUCCUCUUAGCAAAAGCUGAACUGAUGUCAAAAGUUAUGUAGCCGCUCCACACUGAUGGACAGAAAAUAUCACUCGAUGUUGCCCCGUAAUCACUAUGAUCAACGCAUGAAACAAGAAUUCUUUUGUAGAAACUGACUAACGUUUGAUGUUUUUUAAUCGGUCGAUAAUUGGUUAUCAUGUUUUUUGUACAGAAGUAUUGAAAAUCUGUCUAUAAGUAUGAUUUUGAAUUGAACAAACAUAGCCUGUGUGAACUCCUUUUUGCAUUUAUUUUCGUUUCAUCAAUCAGUUCCUACAGGAUUAGAUUGUAUGAAAUGUCUUGAAUAGUGGAAAGCGGAGGAAAAGAAAACACAACAACUGGAAAUUCAACACUGUGAAUCGAGCAUUUGUAGCUUUUGAACAAAUGUUUUAAUCAAUGAUCAAACUGGAACAUGUUACAAAAGAUGUGGGAACCCUAUUUAGGCCACACUGUUUUCUUAGCACUUCUUGAUUUGUGUCCUUUUUUUUAUUUUGUGUGUUUGUUCUUUGCAACAAUGGUGGCAGUUCUAGAAAAGAAAAUACUGUAAUAUCUCUUUACAGUGCCCUCACAGUACGUGGGCUGUCACAUCAGCCUAAAUACCACACAGUUAAUCAACAUGUUGUAUAGUCAUCAUCACCUUUGAAAUAAUUGUCAUUAUUGGCCUGCCAUUACAAGGAAAGUGAUGAAAUUAUUGCUAAAUCUCAUUGAUAAUCAUAUCGCCACUGCACAUCAGUCUACUGACAUCAUGUUGCAUGAUUUUGGUGUCUUAUUUGUUUAUUAGUUUGCCUAAUUUGCCCAUCACAGCUUUCGUUCGUAGAUGCACAGUAAAUCAGAUAAAGCUGAAUACAGUUCUGGCCAGUGAGCAAGUAUAAAGUUGAGAUUUCCAAUGAACCGACAGUGCAGUGUUUAAGUAUUGUGUUACAUCGAAAUGACAACAAAACUAUCUGUAACUUGCCUCUACAGGGUACACAUAGUUUUGAUUUUAUACAUUGUGUGAUUAAUUCAAUGAAGGUGAAUGGAAUUUAGCUUUUGGUGUCUAAACCAUGAAAUGACAUGAAAAACACAAUUCUAACAGUUUUUUUAUGGACUGUCUGCCAUUGUUAGAAAGUGUUUUCAAAACCUGGGCAAAAACAAUCCCAGUUCCCUAAAAAGUUGGGACACUGUAGACAGUAUAAAUAAAAUCAACUGAAAAAAGAACAGGGUGAACAAAAGACUAUAAAAGUUGUGUAAUGUUCCAAAAGCACCUGUUUGGAACAUUGCACAGGUAAACAGGUUCGUGCGGCGAGGUUCAGCACUUUGUGAAACACAUAUAAAGGACAUCACUACAUGGGCUCGGGAACACUUUGUAAAAUCAUUGUUGGUGAAUACAUUUUGUAAAUGACUACAUUUAUGUUUUUACACAGCGUCCCAACUUUUUUCGGAACCAGGGUUGUGAAACAAAAACGAAACAUAAAUGUUGAUAUUUUACUCUUUUUAACAGUAGCUUGCGUUGUUCGAGAAAGACAAUGAAAUCACAUUUUUGCUGAGAGCUCAGUGAACAGAAGUUCACAGUUCACAGUGGUAACCAGUUAUCAGAUGUCCUCUCUCUCAUAAAGGCUGCCGGUGUGUUAAAUCAUCAGUGUCUACUUGAAGCUGUUACAUAGGGCCAGUGUUUGGAGCAGAUACGUAUUUAAAUGUUUAGCGUUAUGUCUUGUGUUUACUUUUAGAUAUUUUUAAUCACAUUUGUACUGCAUCUGCCUUAUUAUGUUCUACCUAUUUAUACCGUAUACACUCAUACUGUUCGAAUCUGUUCUUGGUCCAGAAAGAAACAAAAACCUAAAGAAAAUGAUUGAACAUGGACCGACAUCAUCUUCGCUGUCACACCACAGGGCCAUUAUGGUUUUUACUGUACUUCAUUUUGCCUUUUUGAGUGUGUUUAGUUUUUAUUCUCGAACAUGAACUCUGCCCUCUCAUUAUCAUAUAUACUAUGCCUGAUGUUUUUCUGAAUGAGCUCAUGAUUGUUUGAUCCUGUGUUUGAGGUUUUUUUUUUUCUUGAAUAUCAUUUAUAUGAUGAAGCAAUGGCACUGACCUGCAAGAUGUAUAAUAUUUAUUUCAGUGCCUAUGUGAAACUAUAUUUUUAAAUAUUCUGAAUGAAUAAAGAAUGCUGGAAAAGAAA